Cuscuta epithymum is the source of this 3046-nucleotide messenger RNA. The record is from the annotation of a GenBank genome assembly. NCBI's taxonomy places the organism in Eukaryota, Viridiplantae, Streptophyta, Magnoliopsida, Solanales, Convolvulaceae.
CUUCCACCAUUUUCUGACACCUAUCUCGGCUUAACAAAACCGUCUCCUUUCUCUCUCCCCCCUUCUCGUUUUUGAUACUCAUGCUCGAACCGCUGUGGAAUCAAACCCUAACCAGGCCCUUUGAAGAUUUUUAGGUAUUUCUAAAAUAUUAAGAAAGCAAUGGAGAUAGAAGAUGGCUCGGUCAUAGUGAAUUCCAGCAGACUGAAAUCUGUUGUGUGGAAUGAUUUUGAUAGGGUCAGGAAAGGCGACACUUUCAUAGCAAUUUGUAGGCACUGCAAUAGGAAGCUAAGUGGGUCAAGCACUAGUGGCACUUCACAUUUGAGGAAUCACUUAAUCAGAUGUAGAAGAAAAUCCAACCAAGACAUUAGCCCCUUAAUAACAACAAGGGGAAAACGGAAGGAAACAACCCUCGCCAUUUCAAAUUUCACUUUUGACCACAGAAAUGAUGAAUCCGUCAGCAUUGUGAGAACUAACAAGCUAGAUAACCAUGGCAAAGAAGGGGGCAAUAUAGCAACUUUUAAUUUUGAUAACAGACAGAGUCGGCUUGAUCUUGCCCGCAUGAUCAUAUUACAUGGGUACCCUUUAGCUAUGGUCGAGCACACUGGAUUUAGGGUUUUUGCUAGAAAUCUCCAACCCUUUUUUGACAUUCCAACGUUUGAUGGGGUGGAGGCUGAUUGUAGGGAAAUUUAUCUGAAGGAGAGACAGAAAGUGUAUGAGGAGUUGGAUAAAUUGCCAGGUAUAAGUUUAACUGCCGACACGUGGACUGCUAAUGGAGAUGCCGAAUACUUAUGCUUGACAGCCCAUUACAUUGACGAUUCUUGGCAACUGAAGAAGAAGAUUCUCAACUUUUUAAUGAUUGAUCAUUCUCUAACAGUAGAUACAAUUUCAGAAAUAAUCAUGAUAAGUCUGAGAAAUUGGGAUAUUGACAGGAAGUUGUUUUCAGUGACAUUCGAUACUUAUUCUUUAUAUGACAAAAUCAUUGGGAGAAUCAGAGAGCAACUCUGUCAACACAGGUUUCUCCUUUGUGAUGGCCAAUUGUUUGAUAUACGUUGUGUAGCGGAUUUGGUCAAGAUGAUGGUCAAAGAUGCUUUGGAGAAGUCAUUUGAGAUAGUCAACAAGGUUCAAGAGAGUAUUCGAUACGUUCAGCAAUCACAGUCAACACAAGAAAAGUUCUAUAAGAUGGCUCAAGAUGCUGGAAUUAGCCGCCAGAAAGUCCUUUGUCUUGAUAAUAAGAACCAGUGGAGCUCCACAUACAUUAUGCUCGAAACUGCUUUGGAUUACAAAGAUGCUUUUACUCUUUUGCAAGAACAUGAUUCUCGGUACAGGGCGUGCCCAUCUACUGAAGAGUGGGACAGGGCUAGUUCCAUCACUGGUUUUCUCAAGCACUUUUUUGACAUUUCAUGUGCUUUUUCAGGUUCCAAAUAUUCCACUGCGAACAUGUAUUUCCCUGAUAUAUGUGAACUUCAUUUGAAGUUGAUAGGGUGGUGUCAAAACUCGGACGAUUUUGUUCGCUCUUUGGCAUUAAAGAUGAAAAACAGGUUUGAUGAGUAUUGGAAUAAGUGCAGUCUGGCAUUGGCAAUUGCGGCAAUCUUAGAUCCUCGAUUCAAGAUGAACGUGCUAAAUUUUUUUUAUCCUCAAAUUUAUGGAGAUGAGUCAGCAACAUGCAUAGAUAUUGUUUCAAACUGUUUGAAGGCUUUGUACCAUGGUCAUGCAAUCUAUUCACCAUUAGCUUCUCAUGGUCCUAGUGGUGAUUCUAGAGAAGAUAGGUUGACGGGUUAUGACCAAUUCCUCUGUGAAACUUCUGAAAGUGAAGACAUAAAAUCAGACUUGGACAAGUAUUUGGCGGAACCUUUAUUUCCUAGAAAUGUUGAUUUUAACAUACUGGAUUGGUGGAAGGUUCACACUCCAACGUAUCCCAUAUUGUCUAUGAUGGCUUGCAACAUUCUUGGGAUUCCUCUGUCAAAAGGUGCACUCGAGUCUAUAUAUGACACUGGAAGUAGAGUGGUUGACAGUAGUCGAGGUUCACUAAGACCUGAUACUCUGCAAGCUUUGAUGUGUGCCCAGGACUGGAUGCGCCAUGAACUUGAAGUGACUGCUUUUACAGAUUGUAAAGACUCAUCAGGCACAUCCACUUUAGCUGAACACUAUGAUCCCAACUAAUUCCAAGAUUUGUGGGAUGCGGAUUUGUGAUUCAAGCAUUGACAUUCAGUUUGAACCGUCUGUACAUAUGUUUUAUCAGGAGGUCUCUAUACCUCCUCUUUCAUGUUCAAUAUCAGCUGCAGGUUUAGUUUCAUUUUACAUCCCAUCUUGCUCAAAGUAGUGAAUCAUUGGAAAAAGAUUCCACUUUUAAAAAAAAUUGUUUAGCCCAACUCCUGGUACACACCUGUAAAUAAAUCUUUGGUCCCUAUGGUUUGGUUCCAAGUUUAGAAAUGCUGGCUGUGGUGUUUCGUCUGUAUAUGGCGUUUUGGCUAACUACUUUGUAAUUGCUGAGGUAGUAAUCUUAUUUCCAUCUUCAAAACUUCCUCAAUUGCACUGAUUUCUGUUGCACAAAUGCCUUCCACUUUUGGUUCCACUAUUGGGUUCUUAACUUUUGAUGUUAUCUCUCGUUUUUUUACUUUUGGUGCACUGUACACUACUAAUCUACUAUGAGUUUCUUGUCACUUCCAGUCCUGGUUUAUUUUUGCGGAUUAAAUGAUGGAAGAAUCAAAAGUAGCAAGAAUCUAUUGCUAUGCAUUCUUGGUGUUGUUGUUCUAAUGAUCUUAUUCCGGCUUUGGGUUUAUAAGUUUUACCUCAAGAUUCUGCACAUUGUGUCUUAAGGUUGUGCAUAGUUUGCUGCUAAAGUUGCUGGUAGAGAAUUCUGGGAAGGCAAGAAAAAGAGAAAAACUGAAAGAUCUGUAUUUCUUUUGUAACAGAUCCGCUUUUGUACCAAUGCCAAACCAAAAUACAAAGCAUUUCAAUGCUAGAAAUGCCUGUUUUUAUGUUUUUUUUUGUUCUUAUUCUAGUUAUUGUUAUGAUGCGUAUUAAUCUAUUAUUUUUGUCCAGGCCU